CCCGCCUUUAUUACGCCGUCCCUGCGUGCCGGAAUAGCUAGCCGGCUAGGUCCUGUUAAUGGUGGUUAAAGCAGUUCGCACCAGGACAAUGCUUCGGAGCUUCUGGUGAGAAAGCGGGCGUCAUGCAGCGACGCCACAGUAGCAACACAGAUGGCAUGCCGCCAGAAAGGAACAGGAGCCAAACAAUUGGAUCAGAGGGCAGUCUGGAUGAAGGAGGAGUGUUCGACUGUCUGAAGCCAGACUCACCUGCCUCUCCCCAGCAGCUCUUCUCUGGGCUUGUGGGGGUCUCCUCAGGCUCCGUGCCCGCCACCCCCUUCCAGGCCGCAGGCCUCGUCCUCGGCUCUCCUCCAGAGGUCUUCAUCCAGAUGACUUCCUCUUCCCGGGAUGAAGGCCCUCACCGGGCAGAGAGCCCACCCUACCUCCCGCGGCCCCCACAGCUCAACCACCACCACCACUACCACCAGUCGGGGCAGCACCGCUCCGCUCUGCUCCAUUCUGCUUCCACGUCUGAGAGACAUGGAAACCGAGAGGAUGGCGAUGAAGCAUCUGCUCCAGCACCUGCCCUCACUGAGCUGAAAGCUGUGGUCUCAUGGCUGCAGAGGGGCUUUCCCUUUCUCCUCAUCCUCCUCACUAAAGUCUGCUUCCAGCACAAGCUUGGUAUUGCUGUAUGCAUUGGCAUGGCCAGCACAUUUGCAUUUGCUAAUUCAACUCUAAAGCACCAGGUGUCCCUACGGGAGGACAGGUCUGUGUUCGUUACGCUUUGGAUCCUGGCCUUUCUUGUGGGCAACAUUGUCUACGUCUACUACACAUUUAGUGCACAAGAGCUACACAGCAGCCUCAUAUUUGCCAAGCCGAAUAUCGACAGCUACGAUUUCUUCGAUCUGAUCUGGGUGGUUGGAAUCACUGACUUUGUCUUGAAGUUCUUCACCAUUUCUGUCAAGUGCUUGGUGCUCUUCCUACCCCAGAUCCUCCUAGCCUUCAAAUCUAGGGGGAAGAUGUAUCUGCUAAUCGAGGAGCUGAGCCAGCUCUUCCGGGCUCUGGUGCCCAUCCAGAUGUGGUAUAAGUACAUCAUGGGGGAAGACCCUUCCACCAGCUACUUCCUGGGUGCAGCACUGAUCAUCAUCUACAGCCUGUGUAAGUCGUUUGAUCUUUGUGGACGAGUAUCUGGUGUCCGAAAAGCAUUAGCCAUACUGUGUAGCUCCCAGAGUUAUGGUAUGAGAGCCAGCACUCAACAGUGCACGGAGGCAGGGGAUGUGUGUGCGAUCUGCCAGGCCGAUUUCAGAGAGCCAAUCGCUCUGCUCUGUCAGCAUGUGUUCUGCGAGGACUGUCUCUGCCUGUGGUUCGACCGGGAGCGAACAUGCCCACUGUGUCGCGCGGUAGUCAUGGAAACGCCUCGCAGCUGGAAGGACGGAACCACCUCGGCCCACUUUCAGAUCUACUGAGCAGGCCCGUGGCCUGGCAGCGUGAGCUAGGCUCUGGCGCUGGGCGCCCCACUGCUCCAGGGUUUCCGGCUGGCAGGAACGCUGUUCUGAACGCUUUGUGUCCAUCUCGAGGCAGCGUGAGUGUACAGGGGUGUUGGAGCAAGAUUUGCCGUUAUUUUUCAGUAUGUCAAAAUAGUCUGGAAAGUGCUGUAGAGUAACAUGGACUUCCUAAAGAUUCUCCAGCCACAUCUGUGUUUGCAUCGCAGAUGACAUUGCUUAGUCGUGCUGCCAGUAUGUCACUGACGUAAUGCACUGCCUUCAGUGAGGGGCUCUGUUAUACAGUGUUGCCCUUUGCUGAACUGCACCAGAACCAGGAGCCUUUUGGGUCAAAAUGAGUUCGAUGUCAUUGUAAUGCUGUCUGAGUAGAGUUGUAUGACAAUGUAUCAUACUUUCACUUCUGCUAUUAAAAGAAAACUACGUUUU
Molecule: messenger RNA, 1904 nt
Organism: Electrophorus electricus (electric eel)
Lineage: Eukaryota; Metazoa; Chordata; Actinopteri; Gymnotiformes; Gymnotidae
Source: RefSeq, a predicted model, not a curated record